Messenger RNA from Neodiprion virginianus, 1491 nucleotides. It is a transcript of the gene RpL4, whose product is annotated as 60S ribosomal protein L4. Gene Ontology annotation, molecular function: structural constituent of ribosome; RNA binding. The transcript is spliced from 8 exons. Gene Ontology annotation, biological process: translation. The record is from RefSeq and is a predicted model, not a curated record. NCBI's taxonomy places the organism in Eukaryota, Metazoa, Arthropoda, Insecta, Hymenoptera, Diprionidae. The coding region runs from base 154 to 1428 and encodes 424 amino acids. Gene Ontology annotation, cellular component: ribosome; cytosolic large ribosomal subunit.
GGGUAGUCAACAUUGCGAGUCGAACUUUGGCGCAUGCCCAGCAUGGAGUUCAUCAGCUUCCGCCCUCCUUCUUCUUCCUUUAGGACCAGGCGAGGCGUGCGAGCAGCCUGGUUGUUGUUUUGCUAAUGAAUUGAAAGUUGUAAACUCGUCAAGAUGUCGUUAUCAUCAGCGCGUCCCCUUAUUACUGUGUAUAGUGAGAAAAAUGAACCUAGCGGAGAGACGAUCUCUCUUCCUUCAGUGUUCAAAGCACCCAUCCGUCCCGAUGUGGUGAACUUUGUACACCAGCAGAUGUCAAAAAACAGUCGUCAGCCGUAUUGUGUAUCUAAAGAGGCUGGACAUCAAACUUCCGCCGAGUCAUGGGGUACCGGUCGUGCUGUUGCACGUAUCCCACGUGUUCGUGGAGGAGGUACACACCGUUCCGGUCAGGGUGCUUUUGGUAACAUGUGUCGUGGAGGUCGCAUGUUUGCGCCAACCAAGCCAUGGCGCCGCUGGCACCGACGCAUUAAUGUGAAUCAGAAACGUUAUGCUCUUGUUUCGUCUAUCGCUGCUUCCGGUGUACCAGCCCUCGUACAAUCCAAGGGUCACAUGGUGCAGGAAGUUCCAGAAUUCCCAUUGGUAGUUUCGGACAAAAUCCAGGAGUACAACAAGACCAAGCAAGCCGUGAUCUUUUUGCGUCGCAUUAAGGCUUGGAAUGACAUUCAAAAGGUCUACAAAUCCCAACGAUUCCGUGCCGGUAAGGGUAAAAUGCGUAACCGUCGUCGUAUUCAACGCCGUGGACCUUUGAUCAUCUAUGGACAAGAUCAGGGAUUACGUAAGGCUUUCCGCAACAUCCCAGGUGUAGACCUGAUGAACAUCAACAAACUAAACCUGCUGAAGCUGGCACCGGGUGGCCACGUUGGUCGCUUCAUCAUCUGGACCAAAUCCGCUUUCGAUCAGUUGGAUGCUUUGUACGGUACAUGGCGUAAAGAGUCCCAGUUGAAGGAUGGUUACAAUCUACCAUUCCCCAAGAUGGCAAACACCGACCUUGCCAGGCUCCUUAAGUCCGACGAGAUCCGCAAGGUCCUCAGGGCUCCAAGAAAGAAGGUUGUACGUUCCGUUAAGAAGCUGAACCCCCUGAACAAUACGCGCGCUAUGUUGCGUCUGAACCCGUACGCUGCUGUAUUGAAACGCAGGGCUAUUUUAACCGCUAACAAACGUCAACUGGCGAGGGAUCUUUUACUGGCCGAGAAACGAGGAAUCAAGCUUUCCCCGAAGUCGACUAUCGCGAAAACCCAGAAAACUCUGGAGAUUCGUAAAAAGCAGAUCUUGAAAGCGAAGGCGGCCAAACCGAAGAAGCCGAAAGCGCCAAAGGCAGCCAAACCCGCGGCAAAAGCGGCUGCACCCGCACCCGCUAAAGUAGCGGCUAAGCCAGCCCCAGCUAAGAAGUGAACAGUUUAAAAAUUGUUGACUUGUGACCUUUUAUUUUCACCGAAUAAAGCCGAUGGAAAACAA